GCAGUACGCCUGAAAUGCUCUUGGAGUCUGCUGGAAAUAGAGAAAAGAAAAAGAACGAGGAAGUAAAAAAAACCAAGAUGGCGUUUUACGGAGAAGGCCUUGACGUAGGCAUUAUAGUUCUGUAUUUUUAAUCAGUACAUACAUUUGCACAUAUAGGUUGUUUUAUAGAGUAAAUGUCGUUAGUAAUUCUUUGUAUUCGGAUACAUUAUACUGAGCCCACUUUGAAGCUUCUAGUGCUAGCUAGAUAGCUUUAGCUUGUUAGCUGCUAACAAAGGGACGCGGAAGAUACCAAGCGGAGGUCAAAUGUGAGUGUAAAGUGUUGUGAUUGUGUGAAAAUGUGCGAAAUAACGAUAGCAGAGUAUAAGAAAGAACUCUCUCCAACAAAAGAGGAGAACAAUCGACAACUUCAACAACUGGACGCUGUUUUCGAGAAACAAGUCGUGUUGCUCAGAGCAGGGUGAUGCACUGCUUUGUUUUUGUAUUGUUCAUGAAAACAAGACAGUUUCAGACACAACAUCCAGCAGCCCCCCCACAUUAAAGAGGAAGAGGAGGAACUCUGGAUCACUCAGGAGAGAGAGGGUCUUUUAGGGCAGGAGGAGGCUGAUCUCACCAAGUUUCCACUGACUGUUGUCUCUGUCAAGACUGAAGACCAUGAAGACAAACCACCUGAGUCCUCACAGCUUCUUCACAGUCCAAUAGUCCGCGAAGAACAUCUUUUCCCAAAGCUGCAGGGAGAGCUACAGCCCCCCCACAUGAAGGAGGAAGAGGAGGAACACGGCAUCAGUCAGGAGGGAAGGCAGCUUGAAUGGCCUGAGGAGUUCCCUGUGAUUGGUGUGAUUGUGAAGAGAGAAGAUGAUGAGGUCAAAGGUGAAAGUGAGGAGAAGAGAGAGGUGGAGCCUCCAAGCAGCAGCUCAACUCAACACAUGACAACAGAAGCUGAUGGAGACCACUGUGGAGGGUCACAAGCAGACAAGCUCUUCGCUCCACUAUCAGAUAGUGACGACACUGCGUCACUCUCUCCUGACUCUGACGAUGAAGACCCUACAGCUGAUAAGACCCAUCACACUGACAACGCACGCUUUCCAUGCUCUCACUGUGACAAAACCUUUGCCAAGAAACAUCGACUGAAAAGACACGUGAAAUAUCACACAGGAGAGAAAACAUUUCUGUGCUCCGUGUGUAGUAAAAGAUUCUAUGAGAAAGCACACUUGGUAACGCACAUGAGGAUACACACCGGCGAGAAACCCUUUUCCUGUUCAAUCUGCGGUUUGUGUUUCACACGGAGCGGGAGUUUGAAAGUUCACGCGAGAACGCACUCCGGAGAAAAACCCUUUUCCUGUUCAACGUGUGGUUUGUGUUUCACCCGGACUGACAGUCUGAAAGUGCACGGGAGGAUACACACUGGGGAGAAACCGUUCUCCUGUUCAGUGUGCGGCGCGACUUUUGCGCAGAAUCAGCAAUUGAAAAAACACAGGAGGAAACACACUGGAGAGAAACCGUUUUCCUGUUCAAAAUGUGGCUUAUGUUUUACACGGAGUGAAAAUUUGAAAACCCACGCGACAAUACACACUGGAGAAAAACUUUUUUCUUGUUCAGUGUGUGGUACACACUUUUUAAAAAAGCAAAAUUUAAAAAACCACGUGAGAACACAUACUGGAGAGAAACCUUUUUCCUGUUCAAUCUGCGGCGUGUGUUUUACACGGAGGGGAAGUUUGAAAGCCCACUCAAGAACACACACUGGGGAAAAACCUUUUCCUUGUUCGGUGUGUGGCACAAGUUUUGUGCGGAAUCAAUCCCUGACAAAACACAUGAGAACACACACACCGGCGAGGAAGUGUUGAGUUGCAGUGUGCGUGAUAAAAUAUUUUAUUAUAAGUACCAGUGUAAGAAACACAUGUGCUGGUAAGAUCAGUAGCAGCAAAUGAAGCUGCAGAAUUUUAAACAUACUGUGUAUGUAUAACAUGUGUGACAUCAUUAUUGUGUAACUUAAUUCUUAUCAAUAUUUAUACCUUUUAUAUGUAUUAAAAAUAGUAGAAUAUCUGUAUCGGUGUCAUUUGUAUGUUGUAAAUAGCAUCAAUGGGCAAAAGGAGAGACCGAAAAACUGCUCUGUUGUUAGCCGUAAACCUGGUUAGCAAGCCAGUCUGGUUGCGUAAUGACGUCAUUGUUUAUUUUACAUAAUACAUUUGGAAAACAAUGCAACACAUAUGUUUAGAACUACAAAACCAGUGAAGUUGGCACGUUGUGUAAAUGGUAAAUAAAAACAGAAUACAAAGAUUUGCAAAUCCUUUUCAACUUAUAUUUAAUUGAAUAGACUGCAAAGACAAGAUAUUUAAUGUUUGAACUGAGAAACUUAAUGUUUUCUUGCAAAUAAUCAUUAACUUAGAAUUUAAUGGCAGCAACACUUUGCAAAAUAAGUUGGCACAGGGGCUUUUUUUACCACUGUGUUACAUGGCCUUUCCUUUUAACAACACUCGGUAAACGUUUGGGAACU
Entelurus aequoreus (snake pipefish) is the source of this 2491-nucleotide messenger RNA. Its product is annotated as gastrula zinc finger protein XlCGF17.1-like. The coding region runs from base 753 to 1841 and encodes 362 amino acids. Gene Ontology annotation, biological process: regulation of cytokine production; regulation of immune system process; negative regulation of transcription by RNA polymerase II. The record is from RefSeq and is a predicted model, not a curated record. The transcript is spliced from 4 exons. Gene Ontology annotation, molecular function: DNA-binding transcription repressor activity, RNA polymerase II-specific; RNA polymerase II cis-regulatory region sequence-specific DNA binding. Lineage: Eukaryota; Metazoa; Chordata; Actinopteri; Syngnathiformes; Syngnathidae.